Messenger RNA from Arabis nemorensis, 342 nucleotides. NCBI's taxonomy places the organism in Eukaryota, Viridiplantae, Streptophyta, Magnoliopsida, Brassicales, Brassicaceae. The record is from the annotation of a GenBank genome assembly.
AUGGCCAAGGCGAAUAAACUUCAAGAAGAGGCUAAAGCAAAAGAGAUCGCUGAGGCAAGGAAGCUUCAAGAAGAAGAAGCUAAAACAAAAGAGAAGCUUAAGGAGAGGAAGCUUGUGGAAGAAGCAACACUAGAGAAGAAGAGGAUUCAGGAGAAAAAGUUUGUUGAUGAAUAUGGAGGAAAAGAGAAGAUACUAAAGCCAGAAGAGUGGAAACUUCCAGAAGUUGUUUAUCCGAAACCCGGGCUCGGGACUGGGACCAAAUCCGGGUCUGAGAAAGUUGGCGAAGUGGUGAAAGCAGCAGAAGAGAAACUAGGUUACGUGGAGGAAAGAGAUGACAAGUGA